AUGUCUAGGAUCCGUGCUCAUGAGGAAGCGAUUUUGGUGCGCGACCGAGUCGAACUGGAGUCUAUUCGCACACGUCUUGAUGAGGAGGCAAAGGCCCAACAGAAAGAACGUGAAGUGUUGCGCCAAGCUAGAGCCCAUUUGACGGAGCGCACCUCCCUACUCAACGAGAUAGAGGCAAGUCGUUUCUUCUCUGUCUCAUGA
Protopolystoma xenopodis is the source of this 201-nucleotide messenger RNA. The record is from the annotation of a GenBank genome assembly. Lineage: Eukaryota; Metazoa; Platyhelminthes; Monogenea; Polystomatidea; Polystomatidae.